GGGGAGGGAGCCGCACAAGAGCACGUCCAGGGAAAGGCCUUAUCUCGAAAGCACAAGGUGGCAGCAGGAAGAGGGGGAAGGAACUGAGUCAGGACGUCCAGAGGCGAGGCCUGCCUUGGUCAUCCGGUGGACACAGCGCAGGAAACCAGAGGUGGCUGCAGACGUGAAGCUCCUGUCCUGGGGGAAACCUGCUCCAACAUUCCCUGGACCUGAGACAUAUUCCAUCUUCAUUUUGGUUUGCAGAAUAGCCAUCAUGGGAAAGUUCUUGGUGACCGUCUGGACAGCAAUUCUAUUGAUCUUACUCCAGACUGAUGUUUCCCUUUCUGAAACGAAGCCCAAACCCAGUGGUAGCAGCUGGAAUGGAGGAAGCCAACUUCACCCUGGCUAUCCACCACAUUCUGGCUCUGUCCAAUUCAACGGUGGCUACCUCUCGCACCAUCCCAGUUACCCACAAUACCCUAAUGAUGGAGAAGGUGACAACUUGGACGAGUAUGAAGACAGGCCAGGGAGGUCUAGGCUGCUCAAUCUCAACAUGAUGGAACUGGCAGAAGAAGGUCUUGCAGGUGAUGCUGCGGUAAACGAUUAUGACGACUACUCAACCACCACUGUGCCCAACUUGCCUUUUUAUCCUCAUUUUCCCAACUGCGAUGAGGAACGGUGGUGGAGUGGAAACCGGCAACGUUUUACUGACCACACUUAUGAGCCGAUCGACAGCGACCCUGUUCCGUUCGUCGACUUUGUGAGAGAUUGUGUGAACGCCACAAUGCGAGGGCACAUCAAGCCCAAAGGGAAUCAAAUGGUCGAUGAGAUGGAGACCCGGGUCGGGUCCCGAAUGGUACAUGAAAUUUGCACAGAGAGGUACAGACUGUACUCCCGCCCUGAAGGAGGAGAGGCUAGAACAACCGAUGAAGUGGAAAGCCAAGUGUUAGAUGAUUUGUGCACGGGGGCAGGCGUUACUGUACUUUUAGACAACCUUUCCAUGCUUUGUAUCAUCACAUUCUUCCUAUUUUUCCUGAUACCGUAAGGUUGCACUCUUUAAUUCUCCAGUCUGUUUUUGAUCUAGUGCAGCCUUUCCCAACCAGAUGCCCUCCAGAUAUUUUGAAUUACCAUUCUCUGCUUUCCUGACUAUUGGUUAUACUGGGGCUGAUGGGGUUGAAGACCAACACUUUUGCAAGGCACAACUUUGAAGGUGGUUGAUCUAGCCAAUGUCCAGAAGAAAUGAGAUCUAUAUAAAACAAUAGGAGGCAUGUGGUUGUGCAUGUGUGUGUGUGUUUGAAGAAUAAGUUCUUGCUUCUGUAUCUCUUUGGUGGAAAGUCUUUUAGGAGCCGUUAGGAUCUGCUAAAUAUUUAUAAACAUACAGGCUUCUGCCAAGCAACAUUUACUUCUUUUACACCCCAAAGGUCAAAUUCCAUUUUGGAGAAAGCUCUCAGGGUCUGCAUUCCAGUGAUGGGCAUGGCCAAAGCAAAGGGGGUGGGGCCCAACAUACCAAUAAUAUCAGAAUAUUUUAGCGGAGGGGUUCCCAACCUUUUUGGACUGGUGGCCACAUUUGGGAAUUUAAGAAACUGCUGCGGGCACCACCACAAAGUAGUUAAUCAUUCCUUUGGCAUCUACCUAUUACAUCUAGGGAUCUUAGGCUGUGCCUUAUUUAGCCAAAACUUUUGUUUCAUCUCUAUUGGACACAGCAAUGUCUCUUUCGUAAGAGAUCAUCUGAUGUGGCUAAUUGCUGGCGGUGCAACAAAUCUAAUGCUUCUUUAAACAUAAGUUUUGGCAACGUCCAGUAAUUGCUUCUUUUUUGGGUUAGGGGGUGUUAUUACAAAGAUAAUUGUUGUACUAGAACAGUCUUUAAUAUUCACUGAUUUACAUGCUAUGCUCUUUUCAGUGAUUUACCUGCUGCAUAGCAAUUAACAACUGGUCAAUGUAAAUGGAUUCUCUGCACCCUUUUGACAGUUAAAAGACUGAUAUUUCAACACCGGAAGGAUAAGCCCUGACCUCCUAUAAUGUAACGGAUUGAGGACCUUACAACACUUUCAAUAUUUGAAGGGGUGGAAUAUAGAUGCCACCUUCAAAUGGAUGCUUAUUUGGAUAUUUGAUCUGCUUUUGUUUGAUGUAAUAAUGUACAAUGCUAGAA
Elgaria multicarinata webbii is the source of this 2128-nucleotide messenger RNA. Its product is annotated as major prion protein homolog. The transcript has 3 exons. The record is from RefSeq and is a predicted model, not a curated record. Gene Ontology annotation, cellular component: membrane. Lineage: Eukaryota; Metazoa; Chordata; Lepidosauria; Squamata; Anguidae. Gene Ontology annotation, biological process: protein homooligomerization. Bases 254 to 1024 code for a protein of 256 amino acids.